Messenger RNA from Lactuca virosa, 1986 nucleotides. NCBI's taxonomy places the organism in Eukaryota, Viridiplantae, Streptophyta, Magnoliopsida, Asterales, Asteraceae. The record is from the annotation of a GenBank genome assembly.
AUGUCCAUCUUAACAUGCUUCCUUGUUGUCUUAAUCCUCCCACAUACAGUGUCACUUAAUUUCAGUUUUCCAAACAUUAAUACAUAUUCCAAGGAGAUAGUAACAGAAGGUGGUGGAGCAUAUCUCUCUGAUGUGGGAAUCCAGGUGACCCCUGAAGACGACCGUAUGCUAGAGAACAAGAGACAAGGCAGGGCAACAUACUUCAGACCGCUUCACCUUUGGGACAAGACCUCCACAGAGCUAGCCAGCUUCUCCACCAAUUUCUCAUUUGUCAUUGACUCAAAAUCAAAAAAAACUUAUGCUGAUGGCCUCACAUUCUUCCUUGCUAAGAAUAAUUCUUUUAUAAAUAGUGGUGGAGCCAUGGGGCUUCCAAUCGAUUCUCAAAACAAUGUCAUGAUACAUCCAUUCGUUGCGGUAGAGUUUGAUACUUUUUUUAACUCCGGUUGGGAUCGAACCAACUCUGAUCAUGUAGGCAUCAACAUCAACUCUCUUACGUCUGCUAGGUUUGUGGUAUGGUGGAGCAACAUAACAUCUGGGAGAGAGUGUUAUGCUCAGAUUGACUAUGAUUCGGCUUCUAAGUUUUUGAAGGUUUCUUUCACCGGUUUUCGAAAUAAUACGCUUGUAUGGCAAGGUGGACUUAAUUACACUAUUGAUCUAAGGGAUGUGUUGCCAGAAUGGGUUAUUUUUGGGUUUUCAGCAGCAACUGGGAACUUGUUUGAGAAAAACAAUGUAAAAUCUUGGACUUUUAAAAGUUCUGUUUUACGCGUUGAUGAAAGCGUGAAGGGGAAGAAGGGGACAGCAGGAUAUUUGGUGGGAUUGAUAGUUGGAGCAUGUGUUGUUGUGGCUUUGUUGGCUAUGAUUGCAAUUAUAUGUUGGAGGAAGAGCAAAAACAAGGAAGAUGAAGUGGUGGAAGUUGGAUCUGGUGUGGAGAUGAACAAUGAAUUGGAAAUAGGCACCACUGGGCCUAGAAGUUUCUCUUACCACGAAUUAUCUCGGUCGACUGGUGGCUUUGCAGGGAAUGAGAAGCUAGGAGAGGGAGGCUUCGGAGAGGUUUAUAAAGGUUUUCUGGAAGAUUCAAGCACGUAUAUUGCAGUCAAAAGGGUGUCAAAGAGUUCCAAACAGGGGAUCAAGGAGUUUGCAUCAGAAGUAAACAUCAUUAGCCGACUGAGGCACAGAAAUCUGGUGAAACUCAUUGGUUGGUGCCAUGACAAUGGAGAACUCAUGCUUGUUUAUGAGUUUAUGCAAAAGGGAAGCUUAGAUUUACAUCUCUUCAAGGGAAAGAGCUUGUUAUCAUGGGGCACAAGGUACAAAAUUGCCCGUGGCCUGGCUUCUGCUUUGCUUUAUCUACAUGAAGAAUGGGAGCAAUGUGUUUUGCAUAGAGAUAUCAAAUCAAGCAACGUGAUGUUGGACGCAAAUUUCAAUGCAAAACUUGGUGAUUUUGGGUUAGCCAAAUUGGUUGACCACGAGAAAGGUUCGCAGACGACAAUGUUGGCUGGAACUUUGGGUUACAUGGCUCCUGAAUGUGCAACAACCGGCAAGGCAAGCAGAGAAUCGGAUGUGUUUAGCUUUGGAAUCGUUGCAUUGGAAAUAGCCUGUGGGAGAAAACCCAUUGAAGAAAGGCAAGGAAAAUUAGUAGAAUGGGUGUGGGAGCUGUAUGGGACUGGGUCUGGAACUCUAUUACAAGCAGUGGAUCCACGGCUAGGCUUAGAUUACGAGGAAGAAGAUAUAAAGCGUUUGAUGAUCGUUGGGCUAUGGUGUGUGCACCCUGACCCACACCUUCGCCCAUCGAUGAGACAAGCUAUUCAUGUACUGAAAUACGAAGCUUCCCUGCCUCUUCUCCCAUCAAAGAUGCCGAUGGUCUCUUAUGUUUUAUCUCCUACAUCUUCCUCUUAUGGUGUCGCCUCCAUCAUCCAUACCCAAUCAUCAAGCAGGGCAUCUAACAUCGGUCUUAAAGUCAGAAACAACAUGGUAGACAGUCUCCUCUGA